Messenger RNA from Leptinotarsa decemlineata (Colorado potato beetle), 1229 nucleotides. RefSeq names its product glycerophosphodiester phosphodiesterase 1. NCBI's taxonomy places the organism in Eukaryota, Metazoa, Arthropoda, Insecta, Coleoptera, Chrysomelidae. Gene Ontology annotation, molecular function: glycerophosphodiester phosphodiesterase activity. The record is from RefSeq and is a predicted model, not a curated record. Gene Ontology annotation, biological process: phospholipid metabolic process; ethanolamine metabolic process; N-acylethanolamine metabolic process. Gene Ontology annotation, cellular component: plasma membrane.
AUGUGGUUGUUUUUCAGUGCAAUCAGAAAGGAUGUGAUGCAAUAGAAUUUGAUGUAUGUUUAACCAAAGAUGGGGUACCCAUUGUAUUUCAUGACAACACUUUGGAAAGAAUGGCCAAUUCUAAUUUAAUUGUUGGUGACACAACAUGGGAAGACCUUGCUAACAUUGAUAUUUCAGUGAAUCAUUCUCAAAAGGAGAGGUUUGUAAAUACUAAAAUCCCAACACUAGAGCAGACUGUUCAACAAUUACUCACUGAUGGCCAAAGAAUGUUCAUCGAUAUUAAAGAUAACAAUUAUAAGAUGGUUGGAGUUAUUCAAGAACUUUUUAAAAAGUACCCCGAAUUGGUUUCAAGGGCUGUAGUCACUUCCUUUUUUCCGAAUAUCAUAUAUUGGAUUCGACGAGGCAAUCCAGAAAUUGUUGGUUCACUCUCAUAUAGACCAUAUGCAUUUUCGCGUGAUUCUUUCAAAUAUCCAGAAGGAAAGGGGAAUAAGAGGACUGAAGCCGUGUUCAAAUAUUAUUUGUUGUGUUCGCUAGAUGCUUUACUAGCAUGGGCAGUACCCAGGAUUAUAUAUUACAUAUUGGGAUUAUCAACAAUUUUGUUGCACAAGGAUGCUAUAAGUGGCGAAGUAAUUUUGGAUUGGCGAGACAAAGGUGUGAGAGUAAUUGCUUGGAGUGUAAAUAGUCCAAUAGAAAAGCAGCAUUUAGCGCGUAAUUUGAAAAUUAGUUACCUAACUGAUACGUUAACUGGGGAGACAACAGUUCAUAAUGCACCGAGUUGAUAAAGGUUCAACAGAUUUAUGUAUACAUGUAAUUACUCAUUUUGACAACUGUAAGUUUAUUUGAUUCAUCGUAAAGGUUUCCUGGAAAUUUUAAUUACUUUUGUCAUUGGCAUAAUAUAUUCAUAAAAAUACUUUGAUGAACAUUUAGUUGCAUCAUUUCAUCGAUAAACUGUAUUUUAAGACAAAAACCUUGGAGUAUCAAUAGAUUACUUUGCAUCUAAAAUUUUAUGCUAGACAACCUGAUGUAACUAUCCUCAAAAUAUUGUUUAAGUUAUAAAAAAAAUAAAAAUGAAGUUCUUCAAUGGUUCCUAUUCAAUGUGUAGCUAAACACCUAUUUUACUAGUUAGGUGUCUUUAAAUCUUUGAAAAAUUGCUUCAUAUAAUUAUGUAAGGAAGUUGACUUUUUGCCAUAUAAGCCAAAGAUUAGACAGUAUUGUAAAAACUAUAUGCA